This is a messenger RNA of Yamadazyma tenuis ATCC 10573, 1818 nucleotides long. It is a transcript of the gene KIS2, whose product is annotated as Kis2p. Gene Ontology annotation, molecular function: protein kinase binding. Gene Ontology annotation, biological process: signal transduction. Lineage: Eukaryota; Fungi; Ascomycota; Pichiomycetes; Serinales; Debaryomycetaceae. Gene Ontology annotation, cellular component: nucleotide-activated protein kinase complex; cytoplasm; nucleus. The record is from RefSeq and is a predicted model, not a curated record.
AUGGGGAACAACACGUCACAAAUCCGUCGCUCGUCGGUCACCUACAAUGAGUCGAAUGUCCGGAGGUCCACCACGUCUUCUCAGCGACCCGAUCACCAGAAUCUUGAUGAGGAGUUCAGUGACCUCAUUCUUCACGAGGUCAAAAAAGAUCAAGAUAUCCGGCAACAGAAUCUAUUCAAUCAGUCUGUCGCGGUUCCCGAGUCACUAAACAGGCACCCUUCCCUCAAAUACAACCAGUUUCUGAACGAUUUGAUAGAAGAUGAGUUUAAUGAAUUGAAGGAUUUAAUUGAAACAGACGAGGCUGAACUUACCAGAAACAUCAUCCCUAACGACAAAGACGUCCAUAAAGACGAUGAUGAUGACGAUAUGAUUGGCGUGGACGAGAACGAUACCACUUUGGUGGUGAAUAACCACAAUGAGGUCGACGACAACAUGGACGUAGAUUAUGCUAAUCACGCUUCUGGUUCUACGACAGUUGAAACUGUCACACCUGAUUUGUCUUCGGUUGAUUUCACCAAGAUCGUCGCCAACGCAUCUCCUGGAGCUGCUGCCCGGCUGCCCGUGGGUGGCUAUAGGUCCAAGCCCACGGUACAACCCAUGACGAUCAACUCCAGUGGCAGUACCACCAAUAGCCAUGGGGGUAUUGUGGACGUGAACAGCAACGGGAUUGUACCAGUGGAGAUCAAGUGGGUCAAUGUGCUCAAGGAGAACAUCCAAAAAGUUUCAAUCAUCGGGUCCUUCUCCAAUUGGAGGAACAUCAUCCGAUUAAAACCCUUACCCCAUCUUCCAAACGAGUAUGUGGUGACAAUCAGAUUACCUUUGGGGGUUCACAAGUUGUUAUACAUCAUCAACAAUGAAUAUAGGGUCAGUGACCAGCUCCCCACCGCCACUGAUCUGGAAGGGAUUUUCUUCAACUGGUUUGAGGUUUUGGAUGGUCUGCACUUGUUCAAUCACUCCCAAAAUCAACCCGAUCGGAUAGUCUCGGCUUCUACAAAGUACGAUGCUAACAUCAUCCAAUCUGCUGGUCAGCAUGAGAUCGGAGAGAUCCAAAGAAAGUCCCAUAGCUUCCUAACCAAAAUCAGUAAAGAGGAUCAUCCAAAUGUUGAGCAUUUAGAAUAUAGGGAAGACCCUUACGAAGCUGAUGAAAUGCAACAAGAAAUGCAGAAAGAGUUGUUACAGCAAAAUCCCCUGGCCCAUGUUCCUGCGCUGGUCCACUCCUCGUCUCCUGACAAAAACCACCAUCCUAAUGAACCAUAUAUAUUAAUGUCGGACAACAAUUCGUCUUCGUUUUUGCUUCAGCAGCGAACCAACAAUCAGAUAGAGUAUUCUGGGGAAAUUCCUGAGAUAUUUGUCAACUAUAGUUACUUCAAAAGCCAGAAUUCCAAUUUCGAAUUGCCCGAACCUCCGCAGUUACCAGCUCAUCUUAACAACGUUUUGUUAAAUAAGCUAUCCAAUCACAACAAUAGCAAUACCCAGUUACCUGCCCACAAUACUUCAUAUCCUCCACAUACUCAUAAUUAUUCCUCAGACAACGGGACUAUGCCUCAAUUGGAUACAUUCAAACCUCCUAGUGCCUCAUUCAUGGGUGAGCUGUCGAGCAGUAAGAGGCCGCCAUUAAGAAGGGCUGACUCUUCAUACUACGCAUCAAAUCAAGAAGCCUAUCACCUUUCAAUCCCCAAUCAUGUAAUUUUAAACCAUUUAAUGACUACUUCCAUUAGGAAUGAUGUGCUAACUGUCGCUUGUAUUACCCGGUACUCAGGUAAAUUUGUAACUCAAAUAAUGCAUUCCCCAGCUGACUCAUUGUCAGGUGAAAGCUGA